Messenger RNA from Pieris napi, 3030 nucleotides. RefSeq lists its product as uncharacterized. Bases 1 to 2913 code for a protein of 970 amino acids. NCBI's taxonomy places the organism in Eukaryota, Metazoa, Arthropoda, Insecta, Lepidoptera, Pieridae. The record is from RefSeq and is a predicted model, not a curated record. The transcript is spliced from 8 exons.
AUGAGUGAUAUUUACAAAACAAAUAUAAAAAAGAUACAGCCAAAUAAAUAUAGCUACAAGCUUAUUCUUUACAAUGAUAAUAAGAAAGUAAAUGAAUUAAGAAACAUGGAUCCUAGGUAUGUUAAAAAACAGAAGAAACCUAAAAAACCUCCAACUACAAAAAUGCAGAAACAGCAGAAAGCCCACCCUGAUCAUUUCUUUACAACACCUUUGCCGAUGUCAGACAACAAAUUUAACAAGUUUCUUGAAGAUAACAACAUUGACGUUCAAUCCGUUACUGCCCCAUUGCCGAAUUAUAUUCCCUUUUCUACACAUGUGAUGCACAUUGUAUCAAAUUUAAAGCCAUACAAGAAUAAUAUAGGCAACACCAAAAAUAGAAAACAUGGGGCGAAACAAAAUAAUAAUUUCUUUUAUAUACAACAUGAAAGGAGGAAAAGAGAUAAGAUUUCGAAAAAAAAUAAAUCAUCAACGUUGGGUGCAAAACCAGUUGUAAAACCGGAAAUAACAUUUACACCUAAAAAUAAAAUAUCUAUAAAAAACUAUAGCGAUGUGAAACGAAGUAUAAAACAAUUUCAAAGCUUUACUGCGCAUGAUGUAUCUGCUUUAGAAAUAAUUGUUGACUUAAAAAAGUCUUCAGAUUUAAAUGAAAAUGAAAAUCAAGGAGCUACAUCGGAACGUACAGUAAACGCUGUAGUUGUAGGUGAAAAACCAAAAAUAACAAAUGCCAUUCAAGUUCAUAUAGCUUUACCGGAUUUUUAUAGUGAAACUAUCAAAAGAUCACCAGAGUCGCUUCAGGUCAAAAAAGUUUUCUCGGCUAAAAUGGCCUCACCAAUUGAUAUAGUAUAUCAGGUGCACACGUUUGAAAAAACAACAGUUCCUUCCACUACUAUUGAAGAGAAUAAAUUAUCUCCAGGCUUAUAUUUAUUAGUAGAAAACUCAAAUAUGUCUGAUCCUACAGCACAAUUAAUUUUGAAGCCAAUGAAAAUGGAUCCAAAUAGCUUAAAUCUGGACAUUACAACAAAUGAAAGCGUAUCUGAACCUCAAACAACUACUUCCUAUACUAAUGAUGACAAAGUUAAUAGUUUUGUAGAAUGUAAACAUAAAAGGAGCAUUAAUUGGGAUUCAAUAAAAAGACUUUUUGGACACGAUAGAGUUUGUAGGUGUCGCUGUAAAGCAAAUCAGACAAUGUGCAAAGCUUGUGCUGCAAGUGAUGCUGUUAUAUCUGAAUUGAUAUUUGAAUUUGACAACCUAGCAAAAUACAUGAGAGACCAUUGUACUGAAAUACAAACCUUCUUUUGGAUGAACCCGACAGGUGGUAAAAAAUUAAGGGAAUCAGUUAGUAGGAUUAAUAAGUCCUUAAAUGAUUAUUACAAGAGAGUAAAGGGGAAAUGCAAUGGAAGGACAUGUAAAAUGUUUUCAUCAGGUAUUGACAAAAGAAGCAUUCUUCAUGAAUUUACGGAACACGACAACAAUGGGUCACCCUUUCUAAUGAAUUUUUUGAAUAUUGCUAACGAUUUAGAAAAUGUUAACGCGUUAGGAUUGUUAUACGAUGAAGCGUUUGAAAAACAUGGACAAUUACUUCAAAACUCAAUUGAUAGCUGUUUGUCACGAGUGUUAGUAAAAAGAUCGGGCGUUGAAAAGGUGUAUUCUCUUGAUAAAAUAAAUAUCAAUUUAAUAUGUGAUCCUAGUACAGAAAGGGGCACAUUAAAUAAGACUGUAUUACACAGUUUAAAAAAUAACGCAAAAUUAUUAAACAAUGUUGAUUCUAAUAACUUUUUAAAUAAUGAUGUGAUAACCUUUAAAGGAGAAAAAAGAAAACGAUUAAAGGAUUUUGUGAGGCACCGAUUUCAGUCAAAACUGUCGAAGGAAAGUUUUCAGGAUGUGAGCAGUAACAAUAUAAUAUCAAAUUUUAACAAAAAAAAUAAUUCAAUAAAUUUCCGACAACGACGGAAAACAAAACCUAUAGUAAAUGUAUUAUUAUUGAAAAAUGAUCCUUCUGACAGUCCAAAUAGAAAUGUAAAACAUGAUACUGUAAGAAGUUUGACCACCGUAAAUCAGUAUAAUUUUAGCGAUCACGACUCACUAGUACAUAGCAUGGGCAAAUUAUUUAAAUUACUAGGCAAUCCUGAUAUUAAGGCCUCCACUUCCAGACAUAAGAACAAUAAAAGUUCCCCUAAAACUAUACAUAAAUUAACAACGAAUAAUACGAAACAUGCUGGCCGAAAUAAAUCUACCACAAAGGUAUUGCACACUACAAAACACAAUAAACCAAGUGCUGCAUCUAAAGCGAUUUAUAAGACUGAAAAAAAUGAAAUAAUAAAUACUGUUAUGGGCGUAACAAAGCAUUUUUUGAAUAAAUUAAAAUAUAAAACGCAUGCGACGGAACAUUCUGAACGACAUAUAAGAAAUGUUACCAUAGAUACGUAUAACGAACCAACUGAUUUGAAUUCACAUAAAAUUUCAAGUGUGACAGAUAGAGAUAAUCCUACAAUAAUAAUAUUGGAUGAAAAUUUGGAGCACGUUGGCGAGUCUAAAAAGGACCAAAUUAAUGAUGAUGAUUUGAGAAGUCUUCUCUUUUCAGUUUUAAAUUAUAACUCUAAAGUUUUAAAUGAUGAAUGGGUUCGAGCAGCUAAUUCUGAAGCGACUGCCGGUAUACAAAAAAGCAAAGUCUUAUCCAUCUCUAAGAAGUCGGUAAAUAAUACUAAAAAAGGAUUUGUUAAUAAACUUGCGGAUAAAUUUUUAUGGAGUAGAAAUGGCGAUAAGAAAAAAGAACGGUUUCAAGGACACAGAAUAUCGACACCGUUUAGAAAAAUCGAUACAAGUAAGGAUAAAACAACAGAUUUGUCCAAAUUUAUAUCCCUACCUACUUUUACCACCAAGUCAACAUCAAAGAGAUCGGCGGCAGAAACAUAACUAUCUGCGAUAUAUCGUCCACUUUAGGCCAUAUCUUAAAUGCACAGAAGACUAUGACCAAACCAGACUUUGAAACAUAUAUGAAGAAUAUCAAUUGCUACAAAUAUAGUGUUGUGC